UCGAACAGAAACGUUUGUGCACUGAAAUGGAAAGAGGAUAUAAUUGUCAAUGACUGAUAAGUGUCGUCGAGCUCUUCUUCUUCUUACACUUGCCACCUCCUACAGAGACACAAACCAAUCUCUCUCCCGAGCGUGAGAUCUUUCUCGACUUCCGCUGCUCUUUUCUCCUGCGAAAUCCAGGAUGGAGAGUGGUGGUCAGUAUGAUAAUGGGAGGUACAAGCCUGAUUACUACAAAGGGACACCACCUUCUGUGUGGAAUAUGAUGCCUCAGCAUCAGAUAAAGGAGCAACAUAAUGCACUCGUUAUGAAUAAGAAGAUCAUGUCCAUCCUCGCCGAAAGAGACGCUGCUCUCAAGGAACGAAACGAAGCCUUAGCUGCCAAGAAGGAAGCUUUAGCCGCUCGAGACGAAGCACUUGAGCAACGGGACAAAGCUCUCUCGGAAAGAGACAACGCCAUCAUGGAGAGGGAAACUGCGUUAAAUGCUCUUCACUACCCUGAGAAAAACAACUUAAACUACAUUCUGUCAUGUGCAAAACGUGGUGGAACUGAAGGAAGAAGCCACCCACCGAGGCCUCCCCCUGUAUCACCUAUCCCAGCCGACAAGAACCCGACAAAAAGGAAAAAAGAGACCAAACAGGGGAAGAAAGUGGGAGACGAUCUGAACCGUCUGGCAGCUUCUCCGGGAAAGAAGUGCAGAAAAGACUGGGACGUUAACGAAGUCGGUUUAAACCUAGUCGCGUUCGAUGAGACGACAAUGCCUGUGCCCAUGUGCACUUGCACGGGUACCGCUCGUCAGUGUUAUAAAUGGGGAAGCGGCGGGUGGCAGUCGUCUUGCUGCACGACCACAUUGUCUCAGCAUCCGCUCCCGCAGAUGCCAAACAAGCGGCAUUCUCGGAUGGGCGGUAGGAAGAUGAGCGGGAACGUCUUCUCCAGGCUACUUAGCCGUUUAGCUGGCGAAGGGCAGGACUUGUCCUCUCCGGUUGAUCUCAAGGACUAUUGGGCUAGGCACGGCACGAACCGCUACAUCACUAUCAAGUAGACAAGCCGCUAUUUUUAUAUAUCAAGUAUGGUUUCUCUCUUUUAAAAGCUAGUUCGAAAAGAGUGAAGCUUAGGCGGCUCAUUAUUGUUUUUUUUUUAAUUGUCCAUAGUUCCCGUAAUGCAAAAUGUUUAGUAUUUGUCUUUGACUUGGUUUCAUGUUUAUGUAACUAAUAAUCAGUCUAGUGAACGAUUUCAAAUUACAAAAUCUUAACUGGGA
This is a messenger RNA of Brassica rapa (field mustard), 1255 nucleotides long. Its product is annotated as protein BASIC PENTACYSTEINE5. Gene Ontology annotation, cellular component: nucleus. Gene Ontology annotation, biological process: response to ethylene. Gene Ontology annotation, molecular function: sequence-specific DNA binding; DNA-binding transcription factor activity. Lineage: Eukaryota; Viridiplantae; Streptophyta; Magnoliopsida; Brassicales; Brassicaceae. The record is from RefSeq and is a predicted model, not a curated record.